Molecule: messenger RNA, 1089 nt
Organism: Caenorhabditis sp. 36 PRJEB53466
Lineage: Eukaryota; Metazoa; Nematoda; Chromadorea; Rhabditida; Rhabditidae
Source: the annotation of a GenBank genome assembly
AUGAGAAGAGGAGGAUCAGAGAAGAAGAAGAAGAAGAAGAAGAAGAAGAAGAAGAAGAAGAAGAAGAAGAAGAAGAAGAAGAAGAAGAAGAAGAAGAAGAAGAAGAAGAAGAAGAAGAAGAAGAAGAAGAAGAAGAAGAAGAAGAAGAAGAAGAAGAAGAAGAAGAAGAAGAAGAAGAAGAAGAAGAAGAAGAAGAAGAAGAAGAAGAAGAAGAAGAAGAAGAAGAAGAAGAAGAAGAAGAAGAAGAAGAAGAAGAAGAAGAAGAAGAAGAAGAAGAAGAAGAAGAAGAAGAAGAAGAAGAAGAAGAAGAAGAAGAAGAAGAAGAAGAAGAAGAAGAAGAAGAAGAAGAAGAAGAAGAAGAAGAAGAAGAAGAAGAAGAAGAAGAAGAAGAAGAAGAAGAAGAAGAAGAAGAAGAAGAAGAAGAAGAAGAAGAAGAAGAAGAAGAAGAAGAAGAAGAAGAAGAAGAAGAAGAAGAAGAAGAAGAAGAAGAAGAAGAAGAAGAAGAAGAAGAAGAAGAAGAAGAAGAAGAAGAAGAAGAAGAAGAAGAAGAAGAAGAAGAAGAAGAAGAAGAAGAAGAAGAAGAAGAAGAAGAAGAAGAAGAAGAAGAAGAAGAAGAAGAAGAAGAAGAAGAAGAAGAAGAAGAAGAAGAAGAAGAAGAAGAAGAAGAAGAAGAAGAAGAAGAAGAAGAAGAAGAAGAAGAAGAAGAAGAAGAAGAAGAAGAAGAAGAAGAAGAAGAAGAAGAAGAAGAAGAAGAAGAAGAAGAAGAAGAAGAAGAAGAAGAAGAAGAAGAAGAAGAAGAAGAAGAAGAAGAAGAAGAAGAAGAAGAAGAAGAAGAAGAAGAAGAAGAAGAAGAAGAAGAAGAAGAAGAAGAAGAAGAAGAAGAAGAAGAAGAAGAAGAAGAAGAAGAAGAAGAAGAAGAAGAAGAAGAAGAAGAAGAAGAAGAAGAAGAAGAAGAAGAAGAAGAAGAAGAAGAAGAAGAAGAAGAAGAAGAAGAAGAAGAAGAAGAAGAAGAAGAAGAAGAAGAAGAAGAAGAAGAAGAAGAAGAAGAAGAAGAAGAAGAAGAAGAAGAAGAAGAAGAAGAAGAAGUGA